Camponotus floridanus (Florida carpenter ant) is the source of this 729-nucleotide messenger RNA. RefSeq names its product exocyst complex component 4 (gene Sec8). Gene Ontology annotation, biological process: Golgi to plasma membrane transport; chemical synaptic transmission; exocytosis. Lineage: Eukaryota; Metazoa; Arthropoda; Insecta; Hymenoptera; Formicidae. The coding region runs from base 247 to 723 and encodes 158 amino acids. The transcript is spliced from 5 exons. Gene Ontology annotation, cellular component: exocyst; synapse; growth cone membrane. The record is from RefSeq and is a predicted model, not a curated record.
CACUUUAUUUAACUUGAAAUACGAAAAGAGUAGAAAACACAGCUGACGAGAACGGAAUUUUAUCUCUUUAUUCACUUCUUCUUUAUUCCUUCAAGACUUAAAUACAUAUAUUUAUUUCACUUUAAAGUGUGAAAAAGUGUGCACUUUAGAAAAAUGACAUCUUUUCAGACACAAUAACUUAACCUAAUGUAACGAUUAAGCCGCAAUUAAAUCUAAUGCAAGACUGCUCAUAUACAUAUAUACAAGAUGAAUACAAUACCUCCUGUUAAACCACCGCGUGGAAUUAAACCGACAAAAGAAACGAGCGGUCUAUUAAUUUCUGUGAUUCGUGCUUUAUCAGCAAGUGAGACAAACGAGCAACGAGAGAUUGAGAAGGCUAAAUUGGAAAAAGAGUACAAACGCAGUGAUCAAAGAUUGGAGGAAUUAGUUUCAUCGCAUGAUCAAGAUCUCAUGGAAGUUAUGCAAAUAUUUAGUGCAUUAUCUGAAAAGGUUACAUCAUUGCGAGAAAAAAUUCAUGCUGUGAAGGAGAAUUUAAAUGCCUGCAAGCAAUUGCUGAGAUGUAAACGAGAGGAAUUAUUGAAUUUGUGGCUAGAAGGAAUAGAACACAAACAGGUUCUACAUCUUCUGAAGGAUGUGUCGUCAAAUUCAUGCGGACGUAUAAUAUCUUUAACAGAGCCUGAGCCAUUAUCUAAUAUAUUACAUGAUCCCUUUGCAGAUCAAUAAAAUAUG